AUGGAGAACAACCGCAGCAAUUUUCCCGCUGCCCUGAUGCAUUUGUUUUACUACCAGCAGGGCUUGUUCGCAGAAGAGGACACAAGUUCGACCUGGAACUUGCUGGGUCAGGUUGUGUCUCCAACAACUCCACCGCUACAACCUGCGGAGACACCGCCUGGUGUCGAGGAGCUUCAGAUACCUCGUGGCGAAAGCGCUGAAGCAGGUGCCCCCGAGGAAUCUGAAGAUCGUGAGAGCAGACUCAGGUUGCUUCGGACCAGGCGGGCAGAGCUCGAGGCCAAGUUGCAGGCGGGCGCGCUGCGUGCAGAGAACGAGGUCCUCGAAGAUCGCGUGAUGCGUGCUCAGGAGGAUUUCUUGGGCUUGCAAGCGGAGUUCAAGACCAUGAAGGAGCAGCACAAUGAGCGCCUGGAUGCACUUCGGGUGGCUCUGGAGGAUCAACAAAAGGCGGCCGAGCAAGCGGACCGGCGGGUGGUCUGUGCAGAGGAUCUGGUGCGGUUCCAUCAAGAGCAGAGGAGGAUGAUGGCGAGCCACUGGAAGCAGCAGUGCCAGAUGAAGGACGAGAGAAUCCGGUACUUGAAUCUUCAGCUCACCGAGUACACGGUCGACUGGCAGCAGCUCGGUGUCCAGAGGCAAACCGAGGCCAGGCUUCUUCAUGGUGGCCGCUGA
Messenger RNA from Symbiodinium natans, 666 nucleotides. The record is from the annotation of a GenBank genome assembly. NCBI's taxonomy places the organism in Eukaryota, Dinophyceae, Suessiales, Symbiodiniaceae.